AUGCAAAGCAUGCAUUUGAAUCUUCACCAUAUGAUGGCCCUCGUGCCACUGAUCCAGUCAGAACAACCUGAAUUUAUUUUUGCAGUUGUUUUCAAAUGUGUCUGGGAGCGCUGUUUUGUUUACUGGCCCGGAAAGGCUUUCGGUAUGCGUUUGGGCAUAUGCAGUCCAGGAUACGGCUCCAUUCUGUUUGUCUUCUUUUUCUCUUUUUCUGGCCUCUACUUGUUUUCCGAUCCCAGGCUCAUUCUCAGCCCGAGUCUCUUCUUUUCUAGAUUCGUGGCUGUGCAAGUUUUGCCGCAGCGUUGGCCAUCAGGCGCGCAUUGGCUCCUGAGACUGACAUAA
Messenger RNA from Monascus purpureus, 339 nucleotides. The record is from the annotation of a GenBank genome assembly. Lineage: Eukaryota; Fungi; Ascomycota; Eurotiomycetes; Eurotiales; Aspergillaceae.